Dovyalis caffra is the source of this 1203-nucleotide messenger RNA. Lineage: Eukaryota; Viridiplantae; Streptophyta; Magnoliopsida; Malpighiales; Salicaceae. The record is from the annotation of a GenBank genome assembly.
AUGUCUGUAGCACUAAAGAUUGAGGGGCCUUCGCAUGGUCCUUCACAUAGUCCAACGAUUUCAAGGGUUCCAUCAGAUGAUCAAGAAGUGGAAGUGAACACAGAACUGGAGAUUGAGAGCUCUCCAAUUACAAGUGCUUUGCAGAACUUCAUCCCAAGGGUUCCACAAAAGUUUCGUGAAAUAGGAGAGAACAAAGGUUGCUAUGAUCCGAUGGUGGUCUCUAUUGGUCCCUAUCACCAUGGGGAUAAGAAACUCGAGAAAAUGGAGGAGUUCAAGGCUGUGUGUAUUCGUCGGUUUGCCAGCGAAAUGGAGAAUGAAAUGUACAGGAAGGUCAGAGGAUUGCUCAACCAUGCAAGGAGAUGCUAUGCAGAAGACUUAAAUCAGAUCCCUGAUGAAGUAUUCAUCCGGAUGAUGGUCCAUGAUGGUUUUUUCAUUAUCCAUUUUAUCUCCUGCGAGCCUGAAGAACUGGAUAUGACGACUGAAGAAGCUGCUUCGGUUACAAGGGACUUGUUCCUACUAGAGAACCAACUUCCCAUUCGAAUUCUCGUCUCAUUGAUGAGGUUAAACUUCCCAUAUGAGGAUCGAUUGAAGGAAUUGUUUGAAGAUCUGUUCACACACAUUCGUGCGAUACCUCAUCAAGAAAAGUACUCAUACAAGGAAAUGAUGUCGACUAUUUAUGGCAGACGAAGAUUAUCAAAACGAUUAAUUCCAGAAUUUCAAAUGCUUUCUGGUAAUCAACCAAACUUCGAUGGUCAUCUUCUUCAACUUUUUCAUCUCAUUUUCGUCAAGGAAAAGGAAAUACCAUUUUCCGGUUCGAGGACAAGAUGGUACCAGCGGGAGAAAAGCUGGAAGUGGUUUUAUCCUGUGAAGGAGCUUAAGAAGGUGGGGAUCAGCUCUGAAGCCAAGCAACACCACCCUGAAGAUGUUAAGAGGCUGCGAUCAAAGGGCAUACUCCUCACUACAAUUGAAAGCCAUGACGAUCAGGUAGCAAAACUCUUCAAUGAGAUUGCAACCAAUCUAGUGGACGACCCCGUUGUUUUGUCCAGUGUUAAGAAUGCCAUUAAAUCGCAUGUUGGAAGCCCCUUCUGGCAACGGAUCCGUCGCUACAAGGGUCCUGUUUCUGCAGCGGUGCAACGCGACAUAACCCAGGUUUGGGCUUCUGCAGCUGCCCAAAUGCCACCCGAUCUUAACAUUGAAACAUGA